Rubroshorea leprosula is the source of this 2010-nucleotide messenger RNA. Lineage: Eukaryota; Viridiplantae; Streptophyta; Magnoliopsida; Malvales; Dipterocarpaceae. The record is from the annotation of a GenBank genome assembly.
GGUAGCGUAAAAGGAGGGAGAGUGAGUAUCCCAUGUCGCUGCUGAAUUAAGACAAGUAAACUCUUUAAUUGGUUCGUUAGGACACGCUUUUCUUCGAAUUUCCUACCUUUGGAAGCCUGGGUAUCGCAUCUUUUCUAUGAUCUGAUUGCCUAAUGUCUUCCGCUUCCAGCUCUUCUUCGUCUUUUGUGGGUGUCGAGUCACCCGAUAGGAAUUCCAAUCCUAAGCCCAUCGAUGAACAAUUGGAAUCGCUAACGUUGGCUGGACGAGAUCAAUUGGGGAGUAAUCAUCAGGGAAGUGGGAAUGAGAUCUCCAAUGGGACGUUGAAUCGGAGGAGCAACGAGGAGGAUAGUCGAGAAAUUGAGAACCGGGAAGGUGAUAGUGUGGAGCGAGGAGUGGGUGGUAGUAGCGGAGUGGUAUGGGGGAGGGAGAAUUCGGGAGUGGGGGUGGGGGUGGAGGUGGAAGUUGAAGUGGAAGUGGAAGGGCCGCCGAGUCCCAGCAGCAGUGGAUACGCUGGUGAGCGGGGGAGUAGCAGUGCCACGAGCGCGUCUAGGAUGGACGAGGUGAGCGAGGUUGCUGAUGAAAUACAGGAAGAGAGGAAUGAAGUGUUCCUUGAGGGAGUGUCAGAUUCCCAGACAUCGUGGCUCCCUGGGAAAAAGCAUGUUGAUGAGGAUGAUGCUUCAAUAUCAUGGAGAAAGAGGAAAAAACACUUCUUUAUUUUGAGUAAUUCUGGCAAACCAAUAUAUUCCAGAUAUGGAGACGAGCACAAGCUAGCAGGUUUUUCAGCAACACUUCAAGCCAUCAUUUCUUUUGUGGAGAAUGGGAGAGAUCGCAUCAAUUUGGUGAGAGCAGGAAAGCACCAGGUAUGUUUAUAUUUUCUCUGUGCUCAGGUAAAAAAUUAGUGUUUGUUGAGUUUUCAACUUGAUGAUAAAUACAUUAAUUAGAACAGCUUUAUCAUCAUCUUGGCUAUUUAAUCUUAACAUGGUAAUUGUAAAUUCCUAAUAUUAUAUCUUUCAUCUGAAAUAUUUCAAGAGUACAACAAAAGGAAGCUGCAAGUUGAUUUGCAGUGAACUUUGAAUAUAGCUGUCUUGUUGGUGGUUGUUUUAACCAUGGUUAAGGAUACAGUCCAAUCAAUCAGAGCAUAUUUAGUUCUCUUCGUGCUUGCAGAUACUAAUCUUCUGAUUUUGAUAUUACAAAAUCCAGUCCUUUUAGUUCUUUAAUCAGUAUAAUGAGACACUGACGAAAUUUUGUGUCCAGGUGGUCUUCCUUGUUAAGGGACCAAUUUACUUAGUUUGUAUCAGUUGCACAGAAGAACCAUAUGAAUCAUUAAGGGGCCAAUUAGAGCUUAUUUAUGGUCAGAUGAUACUUAUCUUAACAAAGUCCAUAAACAGAUGUUUCGAGAAGAAUCCCAAGUUUGAUAUGACACCUUUGCUUGGAGGAACAGAUGUUGUUUUCUCAUCUCUCAUCCAUUCCUUCAGUUGGAACCCAGCUACAUUUCUUCAUGCAUAUACUUGUCUUCCUCUUGCUUACGCAACAAGGCAAGCAGCAGGUGCUAUAUUGCAAGAUGUGGCUGAUUCAGGUGUUCUGUUUGCCAUACUGAUGUGUAAACACAAGGUUGUUAGUCUUGUUGGUGCACAAAAAGCGUCUCUUCACCCAGAUGAUAUGUUGCUACUUUCAAACUUUGUAAUGUCAUCAGAAUCAUUUAGGCAAGUAGAAUAAACUUUGUAAUUAAUGUUUUAUUGAUGAACUCAGAGGAGCAUAUGAUGACAGCUGACUGAGAAGUCUUCACUGUGCUAAUUGGAGCAAUAUUAUGUGUUUUAACUAUGCAUAUCAAGUUGCUCUAUAAGCUUGAAGCAGUAAUGCUAACUUUAGCUUAGCUUAGCUUAGUUCCCUCCUUCUUGUCCCACCCUCUGAGCAUCUUCAUUUUGGCCAAAGUUAUCAUAUGCGAUGCAGAACUGUUCUUUCCAUUGGGCAUGACUUGAUCCAAUGUCAUAAUAAUAAAAAACCUUAUUC